AUGCGCGCCUCACCCACCCCCUCCGAGGGUGAAGUCGACAUCUUCACAUCCCUUGCCGAAGCGCCCUCUGCCCCGAAUGGCGCCCACGCCGACGAUCUCGACGACAUCCUCGACGUGGCCCCAUCCGACGACGACGAGGCCUUCAUCGCCCUCCAGCAAGCCGCUUCGUAUCGCAAGUCGUCCAAUCUCAAGGGCCGAACAGUGAAGAAGGGAGGUGGCUUCCAGGCCAUGGGCCUCAACCCCAACCUCCUCAAGGCCAUCACGCGCAAGGGCUUCUCCGUGCCCACACCGAUCCAGCGCAAGACGAUCCCCCUCCUGCUCGACCGGAAGGAUGUCGUCGGCAUGGCACGUACAGGUUCAGGAAAGACGGCCGCCUUUGUCAUCCCCAUGAUUGAGCGACUCAAGAACCACAGCGCGCGGUUCGGCAGCAGAGCGCUCAUCAUGAGUCCCUCCCGCGAGCUGGCGAUUCAGACCCUCAAGGUCGUCAAGGAGCUGGGUAAAGGAACCGACCUCAAGUGCGUCCUGCUGGUCGGUGGCGAUUCGCUCGAGGAGCAGUUUGCGAGCAUGUCGGCCAACCCGGACAUUGUCAUCGCGACGCCCGGUCGUUUCCUGCAUUUGAAGGUGGAGAUGGCGCUGGAUCUGUCGUCGGUCCAGUACGUGGUCUUUGACGAGGCGGAUCGCCUGUUCGAAAUGGGUUUCGCGGCACAGCUCACGGAGAUUCUGCAUGCGCUGCCGCCAUCGCGACAGACGCUGCUCUUUUCGGCGACACUGCCGGGAUCGCUGGUCGAGUUCGCCAGGGCAGGUCUGCAGGACCCCGAGCUUGUGCGUCUCGAUGCUGAGACCAAGGUCUCGCCCGAUCUCGAGUCUGCCUUCUUCACAGUCAAGGGCGCCGAGAAGGAGGGCUCAUUACUCCACAUCUUGAACAAUGUCAUCAAGAUGCCCACAGGACCGCCUGCGGGUGUCGCACCAUCCACCGGCGAGAAGCGGACGAAGAACAGGAAACGCGGGCCUGAAGGUGCUGGAAAGCCUACAGAACACUCGACCAUCGUCUUCACCGCCACGAAGCAUCAUGUCGAGUACAUCGCCACCCUGCUCCGGGAAGCUGGCUUUGCCGUAUCCCAUGCCUACGGUUCCUUGGACCAAGUCGCGCGUCGUAUCCAGGUGGAAGACUUCCGCUACGGCAAGACGAAUAUCCUGGUAGUGACAGACGUCGCCGCGCGUGGUGUGGAUAUCCCCGUUCUCGCCAACGUGAUCAACUACGACUUUCCCACGCAACCCAAAGUCUUCGUGCAUCGAGUCGGACGUACCGCUCGUGCUGGCCAACGCGGUUGGGCAUACAGUCUUGUCCGCGAAAUGGACGCCCCCUAUCUCCUCGAUCUCCAGCUCUUCCUCGGCCGUAAACUCGUCAUUGGACAGGUGAAGGAAGACGUCUCCUUUACAUCGGACUUUGUCGUGGGCGCUUUGAAGCGAGACGACGUCGAGUCACAGGUCGAAUGGAUGAACAGGAUUCUGGGCGACAAGGAGGACAUUGAUGCGCUGCGCAAAGUCGCCGCCAAGGCAGAGAAACUCUAUCUGCGCACACGCAACUCUGCCUCUUCACAGUCUGCGAAGCGAGCGCGCGAUCUUGUCAAGUCGAAUGCCUGGUCAGAACUGCACAAGCUAUUUGGCGACGAUCUCAAUAACGACGAGCGCGCGCGGUCAGACAUGCUGGCCAGGAUCGGCGGGUUUAAACCCAACGAGACGAUCUUUGAAGUAGGCCAAGGUGACAGGAAGAAGGGCAUGUCACAGGCAGCCGAGAUUAUGAAGAAGCUACGUCACAACAUCACACCGAGAAAUCGGCAGCAACAAGACAAAAGGGUCGAGAGGCUCUCGGACGACGAGGACAUGAUCGACGCUCAAGCUAAGGUUGCGCCCGAAGCAGAAGACGAUGAUGAAGAAGAGGAAGUGGUGGAGGCGGUCGAAGAUGAGAGUGGACAAGAAGAGGACGAUGACCUGGAAGUCACCGUAUCCAACCCCUCCGCCAAGCAACGCAACAAGACCGACUGGCGCGACAACGAGAUGUUCAUGUCCUACACGCCGCGCACGACCAACGCCGCCGAGGAGCGCGGCUACGGCGUCCACUCGGGCGGCAACUUUGUGCAGGCCGCGCGCGACGCCACCAUGGACCUCACCAACGACGACACGGCCAAGGCGUUUGGCGUGCCGACGCGCAGCAAGAUGCGCUGGGACGCCAAGAGCAAAAAGUACGUCUCGCGCGACAAUGACGAGGACGGCAGCAAGGGUGGCAAGCUCGUCAUGGGCGAGUCGGGCGUCAAGAUUGCCGCGAGCUUCCAGAGCGGACGGUUCGACCGCUGGAAACGCGAGCAGCGCAUGGGCCGGCUGCCCCGGGUCGGCGAGGAGGAGAAGCGCGGCGGGCCGCAGCAUGCCGGCCUGCCGUCUGGACCGCGGUACAAGCACAAGGCCGAGAAGGCGCCCAAGGAGGCGGACAAGUUCCGUGAUGACUUUGAGGUGCGCAAGAAGAGGGUCAAGGAGGCGCGGGAGAACAGGGUCGGGCGUUUUAAGGAUGGGAUGGGCAGUCGAAAGGAACUCAAGGGGGCGGACGAUAUUCGCCGGGCGAGAAAGGUCGAGCAACAACGGAAAGCGAAGAAUGCAAGACCGCAGAGGAGGAAGUAG
Molecule: messenger RNA, 2673 nt
Organism: Emericellopsis cladophorae
Lineage: Eukaryota; Fungi; Ascomycota; Sordariomycetes; Hypocreales; Bionectriaceae
Product: ATP-dependent RNA helicase-like protein
Exons: 1
Coding region: 1-2673 (890 amino acids)
Cellular component (GO): nucleus
Molecular function (GO): RNA helicase activity; ATP binding; RNA binding
Source: RefSeq, a predicted model, not a curated record